Messenger RNA from Adineta steineri, 975 nucleotides. Lineage: Eukaryota; Metazoa; Rotifera; Eurotatoria; Adinetida; Adinetidae. The record is from the annotation of a GenBank genome assembly.
AUGAAAGUAGAUCCCUCUCAAUCAACAACACCAUUUGCUUCCAUUACUGGUAUCAGUGAUUUCGAAGAAGAAGAUGAAGUCUUAUUUUCCAUGCAUAGCGUAUUUCGUAUCCAAGAUAUUAAACAGAUGGAUGGAAAUAGUCGUUUAUAUGAGGUUAAUUUGACACUUACUGCUGAUAACGAUCCAGAACUGCAUAGACUUACUGAUUACAUUCGACAGGAGAGUUUUCCAAACGAUGGAGGAUGGUACAGAUUGUGUUCGGUACUAAUUAAAAUGGGUCAAUUUGACAAAGCUGAAAGCAUUUAUCAAGUUUUACUUGAUCAAAACAAGAAUGAUAAAGAGAAGACAACUAUUUAUCAUCAACUUGGUGUGAUUAAACAGGACCAAGGAAAAUAUCAAGAAGCACUUACAUUCUAUGAAAACUCACUUGCUAUAACCUACAAUAACAUUGGUUUAGUGCAUCGUAUCAUGGGUAAUUAUCCAAAAGCCCUUUCAUCUUAUGAAAAAGCUCUUGAAAUUCAGCUACAAUUACUUUCUUCCAGUCAUCCUGAUUUGGCUCCUUCUUACAACAACAUUGGUGUGGUGCAUUCUAACAUAGAUAAUUAUCCAAAGGCACUUUCAUUUCACGAAAAAGCUCUUGAAAUUCAACUGCAAUCACUUUCUCUCAGCCAUCCUGAGUUGGCUCCUUCCUACAACAACAUUGGUGUGGUGCAUUCCAACAUGGGUAAUUAUCCAAAAGCACUUUCAUUUCAUGAAAAAGCUCUACACAUUCAGUUACAAUCACUUUCUCAGAGUCAUCCUGAUUUGGCUCCUUCCUACGACAACAUUGGUGCUGUGUAUGAAAACAUGGCUAAUUACGCAAAAGCCCGUACAUUUUAUGAACGUGCUAUAAAAAUUGGAGAACAAUCAUUACCUUCAAAUCAUCCGAAGCUUCAAAGAUAUAGGAAUAACCUCGAACAUGUAAGAAACAAAUAA